AUGGAAGCCCUGUCACGCCGCGAGGAGGAGGAGAUUGAGACCGCCGCCAAGACCGAGGCGCUGAAGCUGUGCGAUGAUAACGUCCGAGGUGAGCUUUUCGGCAGUAAACGCAUUGACGAGCUCAAGCUCGAGUACAUCGCCCAACGCUCCGAGAAGGGCAAGCAGGCUGUCGAGGCGCUCCUCGCCGCGCGGAGGGAGAAGCUCCUCAAGAUGGCCGGCCUGAAGGAGGUGCCCGUUCUUCAGGAGCAGAAGAGCGAGAAGAUGGUCUAA
Molecule: messenger RNA, 270 nt
Organism: Trichosporon asahii var. asahii CBS 2479
Lineage: Eukaryota; Fungi; Basidiomycota; Tremellomycetes; Trichosporonales; Trichosporonaceae
Exons: 2
Coding region: 1-270 (89 amino acids)
Source: RefSeq, a predicted model, not a curated record